This is a messenger RNA of Cydia fagiglandana, 4976 nucleotides long. RefSeq lists its product as uncharacterized. The record is from RefSeq and is a predicted model, not a curated record. NCBI's taxonomy places the organism in Eukaryota, Metazoa, Arthropoda, Insecta, Lepidoptera, Tortricidae. Gene Ontology annotation, molecular function: protein binding. Bases 124 to 957 code for a protein of 277 amino acids. The transcript has 6 exons.
AGGGCCUGUAAAAACGCUUCUAAUUCCAUGUAGCAACCCUCUGACGCAUGCGCGCUGCGCGAGGUCGAUAGCGGCAAGCGUCAGUACGCGGCGCGCCGCCCCCCGAGCGCGCCGCACGGUAUCAUGACGCGGGCCCCGCUCGCGCUCUGCCUCCUCGCCGCUAUAACCCUCAGCUAUGCCGAGAAGAGUAAAUUCUAUUACAUGGACUCCUUAUGCAAGGACCAUUUCUUGCAACGGCAAUACCGCAAGCUGGACGGCGGGGUGCUCUGGUCGCGGAACGAGCGCAACCUCGACUGCACGGUGACGUUUCAGACGCACAGCAUCCUGCAGCGGUUCAUACUGCACUUCGAUCUGCUGCAGCUGGACUGCAACGACCAUCUCUAUGUUUAUGAUGGGGCGCAUGAUACGGCGCCGCCGAAGGCCGACUUGUCAUGCCGCAACACGAAGCAGCAAGUAUCAGUGUUGUUCACUAGAAGCAACUUCGUGACGCUAAAAUACGUCACGGACAACUGGGGCACCGACGCCAAUGGGUUCAAGCUGGUCAUCACGGCAGUUAAGGACCCUAAACACGGUUGCAAGGAGUUCAGAUGUGAACAGAGUAAAUUCUGCGUGAGCGCAGACUUGACAUGCGACGGUGUGGACCAUUGUGCUGAUGGGUCUGAUGAAAAUACCGCUGCACUAUGCCCAGAGAUUGGCGGCAGCGGCGGACGCGGCGCGUGGGUGGUGGUGGCGGCGGCGAGCGGCGCGAUGCUGCUGCUGGCCGGCGCUGCUGGCGCGUGCUGCGCGUGCAGACGGCGUGCAGACCGGCGCACGCAUCUACAGUUGCAACAACUGGCGUCAAACGGCGCCAAGCCCGGCUCACCGGCCACCGUGCUGCCGGGAAACUGGGCGCUCCCUGCGGGCCCGCGCGGGUACCUGGCGCGCCCGGGCCGCCUCCGGGCGCGGGCGCUGCGCUGAGCGCCCCGCACAAGGACGAGUGGUUCGUCUGAGGCGGCCCGGCCGGGCCCGCAGGGCGGGGGCGCCGUACCGGCCCCCUUCACUUACAAAAGUUACAACACUCUGACUGGACGUGAAAUUUUGCAGUUUGUGAAAAAAAAUACUCUCAUUGACUUACAGCUCAUCAGAAUGAUCGAGGGGCCGGCUGGCCAAGUGACAAUAGAAAACUACUACAUUUCACUUUUCGGCAUCGGCAUUUGUCGAUGUACAGUUGUCAUCUUGGCUAAUCUCCUAGAUCUUUUCUGUGACGUAUUGUAUGUACAAUCAGCAGCAGAAGUUACUAAGCGGGCGAGGUGUUCAAAAUUACCUUGACACGCUCUUAUUCUCUUAACAAUAAAGUUGGGUCAAGAUCAUUUUGAACACAUGGCCCGCUUAGCAAUUUCUGCUGCUGACUGUACUUCGCCAUCAUGUGCGACCGGCCGAGGUACUUAAAAAUAUCUGAACGUGCACUUUAACGUCUUUACAAUUAAUGUUUUGUUCAGAUAUUUUUGAACACGUUAGCUGCUUCAAUAUAUCUGUCGGCUAAUGUAACGUACAAGUUUUUUUCUAUGAACUGUAAUAUUCUAUAACAACUACCCUCUUUUCAGUAAAUAUAACACGAUUGAAAAAGUGCAUACAUUAUUGCGAAAUUUUUAUGCCCUUUUUCUCUGCUAUCGAUGGAUACUGAAAAGUCUGAUUUCAUUACAAUCAUUUUACAUCAAUACUGCAUACAAAUUGAAUGCCGAAUCGGUGUGAAUCGUUAUAUAUGAACUGUAAAAGCUUCAAACAUUAUUUUAUUCCCAAAAAUACACAAUUUAUAUUCAUCUUUACGUUUAUGUUGUGAAACUCGAUAAUUUCUCAAUGUAUAAAAGUAUUAUAAAAUAAAUGUAAAUCGCAUAUGAAGGGGAUGAAAUUGUGUUUGAAGUUUCCAAAGGUUAGAGUGUACGAGUAUAUAAUAUACAAGCAGAGCCGUAAGUGCAACUAAUUUGCACGCAACCACCUGCAAUGUAGUUGUAUGAUGGAAGACUGCUAUUAGGAACGUCGAGGGCACACAAUAGGUCUUCUUUAUAAUGUUGUCAUACAUAUAGCCGUACAUAUGGCGGGUGACAGAAGCCUAUGGAAGAGACUGGUCAGCAACAUUAGGACAUGAUGUCACGAUCCUCAGCAUUGAGGGAACGACUGAUGAUGAUGAUAAUGUUGUCUUUGAAAUAUCUAAAGAAUCUUAAGAACAAGAAAAGUAUCUGCUCUGAUACUGAAGUUUCUUUCUGAUAAAUUAAUUUUGUAUCAAGCAGAAACGUUUGCGAACGACCAGACCAGACCAGAAGGACUGCGCUGCGUCUGUGAUCCGGUGGUCGUGGGUUCAAGUUGGGAAGAAAUAACAAAUUAAAAAUGGAAAAAUUCACUGUCUUGGGCCCACUUAAACUACUACAACACCGUGGAUUUGGGGAUUGAGGAAUUGGGAGGGAGUGCGCUGCGGCCUGAAGGUGUAGCAAGCAGGACUUCAUUCCUAUUCCUUGGUAUAUUUAGUAGGUAUCAUACUUCCAAACAAGAAGAUCAAAAUUUAUCAUCAAAAAUCUUCUCAAGGAGCAUUAUAAAAUGACUAAAUUGAGUGAAUGUCCUCGGCGAUAUCCUUAAAAAUGUCCUAGUGUAAUCUAACAUUACUUGAAAUGAAAAAAGGGUUUCGAAUAGGUAUCAAACCUAAUUGAGAUUGUACACCUUUCUGAUAUCAGUUAAUGUAAGGUUAAGUUAUUCAAGGACAUGAUAAUUGUAAUUAGUUAGUUAUUUCUGAAGCUAUGUUGAGAACAGUUGGGAAGUGAACGGACAUGAAAAUAAACCUCUUCCUACUUCUUCCAUAAUACAGACACUAUAUAUAUUAUACUAAUAUCUGCCAUUUUUUAUGUUACUCAUUGUUCUAUAAAAUAUGAUCUCAUGGAAAUGAUUCCCAACAUUCUAUAAACCGAAUCUUAAGAUUGUAAUUUACUAUAGAUCUCAUUUUUCUUCUUCAAUUUUUCAGGCAACUUUUUUUUAAUAUACCUAAUUAAUGGUUUUUUAUUUUGUACUUAUGUUGUUCAUGUACCUGUUGUACUUUUGUACUUAACGGGUACACACAUCUAAAAAUGUAUGUACCUAUACAUAUAAAUAAAAAUAAACUUAGCAUCUAUUAUGAAAUAAUUUAUAUCUGUCAGCUAACCGCUAAACUGCCAUGUUUUACGCAAGCAAAUUAUUUGUUUAAGAGAUGACGAUGCUCAUACUUUAAGCCCCAUUUUAUAUGAUGAUAUGAGUACAUACUUUUCAACUCAAAUAAGCCUAUAAUAAGUAUAUACCUCAAAUAUGUCGGUUCGAUUCCCAGCUGAUUUCAUUGGCACUAUCCCCGCUUCCUACCCCCUCCUUUCUACCCCAGUACCGACCCGCAAAGUGCUAACAUUCUAAUGUUACAAUACAUAGCCGUUCUAGACUAGAAUACGCAGUUGUAUAAAAUUUUCCGCAAGAAUAAUAAAUAUAAAUCACAGACAAUACUAUCAUAUCAUCAUUUAUCAUAUUAUUAUAUUUAAAGUGGUUAUCGCUAUAAACUAAUAGCUAUAUGAACUGUAUAGAAGCGAUUUUAAACAAGACCUUAAAUCAUGAAGUUGAAUUUGAAAUUCUAGUUUCGCUUCUAUACAAAGUUCUUUAUUAUUCUUGUGGCUAGCUACAUUAAUAUCAUGUUGUAAAUAAACAUUUCAUGGGACAGUCAUAUUCUAAAUAUAAAAACUGCCUCAUCUUUACUCAGUGUUACCCUAUCAUAUUGUUCAUUCUUCUAUCUCUGCGAAAGAAUAUCGUGCAUUUUGUUAAGGGAUUUGACUGUACCUUUUCAUACAAAACAGUUACACAAAUAGUAUAAUUCGUAAGGGUGUAACUCUUUUGUUAAGGGUCGACAUUUUGCAGACUGUACUAUUCUUACAUGAAGACGAUAAAUACAUUCUUAUUUACCUCCAGCAAUAAAGCAAUAAAAUGUAUAUUAUAUACGGAAGUAUUAUAUAACAUAUCUUUAUACACGUACAUAUCUUGGGCCGAAUGUCUACCUAAUGUAAUCGUAAUAUAAUUUAAAGAUAAUAUAGGCAUUUUAUAAAUAUAGCAAAAUAUUUUAUAAAAAUACGUUUAAUUUAAUUUUAUAGAGUUAAACUGAAAUACAGGCAUUGAGAAAUGAAUUAACUAACAUACGUCGCUCAUUAAGAAACUUAUCGGGAAAAUAAUCCUUCUUGUUAAAAAGAUAAGAUUGAAAUUAGCACAAAUGAUGUGCCAUUUACCAAUGAACGUAUUUCGGUCUAGGUAAAGAUCGGCGUACGUAUUUAAUAAUUAAAUCUGAAUGUAUAACUUGUAUUCGUGUAUGUUAAAGAGGCCUGAGGAAGCGGGGGGCGCGGCCCGGUGUACUGUCUCCGCGGUAUUGUACACACGGGUAUUGCUGUACCUAGCUGGUACACCAAUGUUAUAACUAACUUUGGCUGAAUAUACUCAGCGUUAACGGGUAAAAAAUGUUUUACAUACAAAAUGUGCUACUAAGACGUUCACGCGUAUUAUCAACAGAACUUCAAGAUUUAUAAAAACCGUACAGUUGUCAAAGAAGCGUACUCAAUGUUAAAGAUUUGAGCAAUAUUGAUUCUGUCUGUCUUAUUAUACAUUGCCUGUUUAAGUACGAUUUCUAUUACACUUUACAGCAAACACUCUGAAACUUAUCGAUUCUACAUGUACAAACAAGUACAACAGUACCCCAAUAAUACCUAACGAGUGCAGUACUUCAACGGUACACGUGUACUUAGUACAUGUACAAGUGUACCGGGCGGGUACGUACCGACCCGAUGGGUCAGGACACAAAUCUAUCCGAAUGUAUCUAAUCUAAGUUAGCGAAGAUUUUUUUAGGUGAAUUUUUACUCGUUUAGGGGACUCGUGUGAUGUCCAAUUUUGGUGUUGCGAGCGCAGUGUAAAUUAUCGAUAUGACAUUAAACAUUUUUGGCUUAUUGUUCGUA